This is a messenger RNA of Aspergillus saccharolyticus JOP 1030-1, 3411 nucleotides long. Its product is annotated as putative C6 transcription factor QutA. Gene Ontology annotation, molecular function: zinc ion binding; DNA binding; DNA-binding transcription factor activity, RNA polymerase II-specific. The coding region runs from base 422 to 3247 and encodes 941 amino acids. NCBI's taxonomy places the organism in Eukaryota, Fungi, Ascomycota, Eurotiomycetes, Eurotiales, Aspergillaceae. The transcript is spliced from 2 exons. The record is from RefSeq and is a predicted model, not a curated record. Gene Ontology annotation, biological process: positive regulation of transcription by RNA polymerase II; DNA-templated transcription.
CAUCUCCUCCUCCUCCUCCUCCUCCUCUUUCCUUUCUCCGCCUUUGCGACUUCUCUUCCCAACAUCUUUCUAAUUCUCCCACACCCACCACCACACUUUAUCCCACACACUAGCACUCUUCCUCCCACGAUUCCUCCCACACACCCUUCUCCCCCCUCUUCGUCGCUUGUCACCCGAUCCUCCGAUAUUAGCUUCCCUUUUCUCACUGGCCUAUUCCUUUCCAACUCCUAGCCAGUUCAAACUAAAAGAGUGUUCAGUCCUCCUAGUCGACAAUCACACUGAUAGUGGGGCCGCAGUCAGACUGCGCCAAUUUAUGGCAUAAACAAGCCACCGGCAAAGCAUUCAUCUCCUCCCGGCUACGACUCAUCCUGAAGAUGAACAUGCGUCCGGAUCAACUUAGUGGACCGUGGGAUAGACGAUCAUGAACAACGACACGCGCCAAGCCUCCGGGGGCGGCAGUAAAUCCAAGCGACGUUUAACGGAGGCCGACGAAGAGGCCAAGCAGACCCCUGCUGCAGACGACCUCGCCUCCAAUCCCAAACGCCAACGGGUCUCACGCGCUUGCGACAGCUGUCGCUCCAAGAAGGACAAGUGUGACGGAGUGCAACCCGUUUGUUCAACCUGCGCCUCGCUCUCGCGCCCAUGCACCUACAAGGCCAACCCCAAGAAACGCGGCCUCCCAACCGGCUACAUUCGCACCCUCGAGCUGCUAUGGGGGCUCGUCUUCAGCAAAAUUCAGGGGAGCGAGGAGGUCGUGCGCGCCCUCUUAAGGGCCGCCAAUAUCCCCAGCCACCUCGCGACCAUGGGCAAGGAAGCCGAAGGGUCUGACACCCUGCUCUCGUCGUGGAAGAACAGUAUCGUCCUCAAGGAGAUUGAGAGGCUUCUGACCUACCUGGAGCAACCGGAAGAUGACCCAGGAGGGGUCCGACUCCCAGGGGAGACUUACUCGCCGCAGGACGCCGAAGGCAGUAGUGUCAUUUCGACCGAUGCGCUGGAAUGGAAUCUCUCAGAAGUGCUGGGAGAGGCGCGAGAAGGUUCUCUGUCCAUGGUCUCCCCCAUCAAGACCCCGACAGCGGCGUCCACCAUGACGAGGACUGCCGCCAUCCGUGUCACCAGAGACACCUCCACGCAGACCAUAGCGCCACUCGACACCCUAGACGAGCUGUCCAACCCCUCUCUCGCUCGUCUGCCCUCCCACCUCACCUCCAAUUCCGACCCUAUCAUGCAAAAACCUCCCCAGCUCCCCUCCAAUGCAUGGGCUCUCUUUGACAUCUACUUCACCUAUACACACUGCUGGUUUCCCAUCCUUGAAAAACAUGAUAUUCUCCGAACGGCCUUUCGACACAAUGACGGCGAUGACGAGUUCCAUAUUUCACUUACUAAUCCGGGCUCAGGAGAUCACGCCGCAUUAUGGGCGGUGCUGACUCUUGCCUCCAUCCAAGAAGCAUCAAUAUCCGCAACCCGUCAGCUGGCAGAGCUUUCCGCUGAGCGGCCGGACCCUAGCCAACUGUAUGCGACAGCAAAAAGUCUCAUUCCGGGCGCAGAUGGGGUCCACGAGCUGGGACAUGUUCAGGCUCUGUUGAUCUUAUCUCUGGUCAAGGUGGGGCAGCAGGAUUGGACGGCCGCGUGGUUGCUGGUGGGACAAGCGGUCCGGGUAUCCCAGGCUCUGGGUUUGAACCAACCACCUACUGGGCAGUCUCAAGCCCCUGAAGAUGGGAAAAGUACGGGGCGGUCCAAGCAUGUAUUCCUGGGAUGCUUCAUUCUGGAAACACUCGUAGCCAUGCAGACAGGCCAGGUGCCGUCGUUGCGCAAAGACGAGCUGCUGAAGAUCGGCCCAGUCAAUGAGGAUGGGUUGGAAGAGUGGCAUCCGUGGGAGGACCAGACUGGCCUUCGCCCGAUCGAGUCGUCUCGAGCAUCAUUCCAUCGCGGACCCUUACACGCUCUGAGCGCGUUCAAUCGCCUCACCUCACUGUUGUGCAUUCUGAAUGAUUUGUGCUGCUUGAAGCAGACUUCGGCAGGUCCGAUAUCGCAGCUGGAGGCGCUGGAGCGCCAACUACAGCUCUGGGUGUCUGCGCUUCCGAAAACGUAUCGUGUGGGAAUCCAGCUGAACCAGACGAAGGUUGCCUCGCCGCAUAUAUUUAACUUGGAGAUGGUCUACGAGGGCGUCGCUACGAAUCUCAGUCUGCUGAUCGCCUCCCACAGAGACGAUCGCAUGGUUCCUGAUAUACCUCGGAAGAAGCGAGCCCUGGAAAGCUCCAAGCGGCUGUUGUCGCUGCUCCAGACAUAUAUGGAGACGUACAGCUUGUCGGCUACCUGUCCGAUCUUUGGCAUGGUGUUGACAUUUGCCACCUUCUCGGGAUCCGAGAGCGCGAAUGCAGCGCUUCCCUUCGAACUCGACCCCGGUCUGAAGCAUAAGCUUCAAUCCUUUUCGGCACAUCUUGCGACUGUCUGGAAUGUGAAGGGAAGGGAGUCCGGGGGAUUGAUUCCGCCCGAUAGGAUGCCGGGUGUGCCCACGCCUGUCGCUCCCGCCGCGAACCGACAGAGGAGUCUGUCGAAUAGAGAAUCGAUCUCUCAGAACGCUUUCCCACAGUCCAAUCUACAGACGCCCACGGAAGCUGCCCGGCGCAAAAGCCCGAUGGACGAGCCCCGGUCCAAUUUCGCAACACCCGACGCUUUUUUCUCUCACAGUUGGAUGCGAACUUCCAAUCUUGAGGAGAAUGUUGCGUUAUCGAUACCUACUCCAGCACCCUCAUUGAACAUCACCACCACCCAUGGCAACGAGCCACCACUUCCUCCAUCCCAGCUCAAAGAGUCCAUCACCCACCACCCGCGGACCUCUAUCUCCUCCUCCAAGCCGAUGAAUGGCACACCCAUGAUACCCGACCUGACCUCUCCAUUCCACCCCGUCGGUCCUCAGUACCAGCAAGCCUACAGCGACCCUAAUCUUGCAUUUGGCUCUUUUGUGGACAUCGACGGGUAUGGAACGCGACGGCCCAAGAUUGCACCUGAUUUGGAUGCGUUGUUUGACGAGCUGGCGUCGCUGGAUGGGACUGAAAAAACGGACAAUCAACCCGAAUUUAUGCAGAAUCUGGGUUUCGUGCCUGACGCUGGGGUUCCGGAGAUAUACUCGUACUCGACGCAGGUGGAACCGUUUCUGCUAGCUCAGACACAGCAACAGGUGCCAUGUCCGGAGCCGGGGAUGGUACGACGGGAGUCUCAAGCGGUGGAGAGUGGGAAGCGAGCUUAGCCUACGAUCUGUGUUGGCUUUGAGGAGGCCGAACACACUACGAGGUGCUAGGGGGCUUAGAAGCACAACGUUGGAGGAGAUGCUGGAGGGCGGAAAAGCAAACCGCCAUGUAAAUAUUGACACAAACCAGGUGUCAUACAUACACAUAUAUAUCAUAUAUCAAG